AUGAAAAAUCACUCAGACAAGACAGGAGAGGUGCUUUUUUAUGAAGUCGAACUGAUCGUCGUUCCGGUGCUGUUUCUCCUGGCUUUUCUGGUCACGCUGAUCAUUUUGUUUGUGCUCAAAUGCUCCUACAAGCCAUCACAUCUUUAUGGACACCACAGAAAUGAAAAAGAUGACACACAACACCAUCAUAACACACAGAGACACCGUAACAGCAACAGACGGCACCUGCAAGGCAUUGACGCUCCAGCAGAGCUGAACCCAUUGGAACAUGAGGUUAUUCCCAUGACAGCCCAACCUCACCAUGACAUGCAGAAUUCAAGCCCUGCAGUACCUCAGCAAACCACCGGGAGGCAUCCGGACCUCUUUCAGCUGGUCUCUCCACUUCCUCUCACCUUCUCAGUAAAAGCAGACAACACCGUCACAUUGCACAGAGCUGUCAUGGACAGACAGCCAGUCGUUUUACGAGUGCUUAAAGAAUCAGCCAGUGCCAAAGAGUGCCAGUCCUUUCUGGGGUUUGCCCACUUCCUUUCAGAGUUGGGACCGCAUCCAUCGUUACCCAAAUUGCUGGGGGUGGUGUCUGUGCGGACACCGUUGAUGAUUGCCGUAGAGGAGCUGGAACACCGUGACCUGCUGAGCUUCCUGUGGAGGUGCAGACAGGACCACACAGGUCAGGAGGCACCGUGUGACGUGACUGAAAGACAAAUCUUUACCAUGGGCGCUCAGAUUGCAUCUGCUCUGGAGUAUCUGCAUAGUAAGAACUACAUCCAUGGCCAUGUCAAGGCUCGAAGCGUCUUGGUUGGUCGGGAUCUGUCGGUCAAGCUGUGGGAUUUGGGUCCGGCAUAUCACAGAAAAAUGAGUGCAGCCUCUAUGGAUGUAGAAGAUAUAGAAAUGAGAAAAUGGCAAGCUCCAGAAGCAUUAGCACGGCAACCUCUCCAGCAAAGCAGCGACAUAUGGUCCUUUGGCAUUUUGCUGUAUGAGAUGGUGACAUUAGGAGAGCCGCCCUUUCCCAACAUCAUGGCCAGCGAACUUCUGCAGCAUUUACAGAGAGUGAACACACUAAAGAGACCACCCAACUGCUGUAAUACACUAUAUUCUAUUAUCAAAUCCUGCUGUCAGUGGAAACCAAAGGAUCGAGUCUCAUUGGCUGAGCUGAUCAGAAAGCUCCAAUCAGGAGAGAGAAGCGCCAAUGAUCAAGCAGUGCUGCAAGUGUCUGAGCCGCUGGACAUCGAGAAAUACAUGCGAGAGGCGGGCUAUUAAGAAUCAUUCGAUUAUGCUGUGCUCUAAUGAUCCCUUUAUGUACUUGAUCAAAUCCAAGACUCACCAAAGGAGCUGCGCACUAGCUAUAAAUAAACAAACAGUUAAGGUUUGAGAUUAGCACUUUCAAAGGAUUACAGAAACUGCCUGUUACAGACAGUGAUAUCACUCUAUCAAAUGUAAAGAAGCACAUUAUCUCAUCAAGCAAGCAUGUGCUAUUAUUCAGGACUUUAGAUUAAGGAUAAAGGCUAAAAGCUUAAUUGCAACACAAUGAGAACGAGGGGAUGUAAAAUACGCAACAGCGUAAGAUUGUGUCAUAUAUGAAAUAUGCAGCUAAUAGACAAAAGCUACAAUGUAAACAUCUAUGAAACCACACA
Molecule: messenger RNA, 1631 nt
Organism: Sinocyclocheilus rhinocerous
Lineage: Eukaryota; Metazoa; Chordata; Actinopteri; Cypriniformes; Cyprinidae
Product: tyrosine-protein kinase STYK1-like
Exons: 9
Coding region: 1-1257 (418 amino acids)
Biological process (GO): positive regulation of kinase activity; multicellular organism development; protein phosphorylation
Cellular component (GO): signaling receptor complex; plasma membrane
Molecular function (GO): transmembrane receptor protein tyrosine kinase activity; ATP binding
Source: RefSeq, a predicted model, not a curated record